Messenger RNA from Magallana angulata, 975 nucleotides. RefSeq lists its product as uncharacterized. Bases 293 to 637 code for a protein of 114 amino acids. The record is from RefSeq and is a predicted model, not a curated record. The transcript is spliced from 3 exons. NCBI's taxonomy places the organism in Eukaryota, Metazoa, Mollusca, Bivalvia, Ostreida, Ostreidae.
AGUUGUGUAGAGAGCAAGAAAGAUCUGCAAGACAUUACCUUCAAUUUAAACCUUAUUAUCAAAAAGAUUUUAACAAGAUGGCCCAGGAGAGUAAAAAGCAGAAAAGGGCAAAGUUUACUGCAGAGGAAACUGCCGCUCUAAUAGAAAUAAUUUGAAAUAGGAGAGAUUUCGACAAUAGGAAAUAUAUUGGCGAAAAAAAGAUUUAGAGAAAGCUUGGGCUCAAAUUACGUUAUUGUUUAAUAACGCGAAGUUUGGACCAAUCUCAACAUCUCAACGACUUAAGAAAAAAUGGAUGAGAAUGCAGAUGGAAGAUAAGAAAGAUCAUGAACCUGCUACAGGAGGAGAUCUAACUUCUAAAUCUGCCAGUGCUGAAAGUGAAGACAAUUUGAAGGGAUGGGAAAAUGACUCCUCCUCAAAAAUGGGACAGAAAGGAAUGAGUGUGGUUAAGGAAUCCCCUGGCCCUGGCACAAACACAGAUAUUUCAGCAACAUCUCAAGCUCCAGGUAAAAGAAUUCGAACUCGCAGCUUAACUGGCUCUGAUGGUUGUAGUAGUCAGAAUUGGCAAGAUAAGGAGGAACUAGAAAAACGUUUGAGCAACUUUCUCGUGAGAAAACGGAGCUUGAAAUUAAAAAAUUAAGGAGAGAAAUUCGAAAUUUGAAGGAUGAAAACAAAGAAUUUAGCAAGAAGCGAUUUUACUCAGACAGUUAAAAAAAAGAAGUAUAUCUAAAAUGUGACCAUGCAAUCAUUCUUUGUAAUGAUUUUUUUUUUAUUCAAACUUUCAUGUACAAGUUAUUUACAUCUUCUUAUAUAUUUAGUUUACAGUGCAUACACAUCACAUAUUCACUUCAUUUGAGAUUUAGAAUAUAAGUAUAAUAUAAACACAGUCACAUAAAAAAGCACCUGUACAAAUAGGUGUAUACACCGACAGACAGACAUAUAUAUGCACAAACAAUCUUGAAAACUUGCUUUUAUCAC